Melanaphis sacchari is the source of this 2826-nucleotide messenger RNA. Its product is annotated as sialin-like. NCBI's taxonomy places the organism in Eukaryota, Metazoa, Arthropoda, Insecta, Hemiptera, Aphididae. Gene Ontology annotation, molecular function: transmembrane transporter activity. Gene Ontology annotation, biological process: transmembrane transport; monoatomic anion transport. The record is from RefSeq and is a predicted model, not a curated record. Bases 1116 to 2468 code for a protein of 450 amino acids. The transcript has 3 exons.
ACAUAAAUUAUUCAUAAAAUAUAGAUAAUCCUUUCUGAUGUGUUGUUAUCAUAAGCAUUAAUAUUUAUUAAUAAUACUUCAUGUUAUACACACGUUUCUACAGGUUACCUGUCAAAACCAAUAUAAUUGUUAGAAAAGAAUAAUAAUCAAUACCUGUGUUUACAUGAUGGGAUCUAUAUUUAAUUCUAUAUUUUUCAAGAGAUAUCUGAAAAACAGCGUCAUCUCAGACGCUUGCAAAUUCGAAAAAAAAGAUGCCACGGCGUUCAUUUCGGUUUCAUCGAGGACGAAAUCGAAACGUUCAUAUUUGAUCACUUGAGUCAGUAAGUCGACUGACUCUACGUAUUAUUCACUGUCCGGAUCGACUGACACGAAUAGUGGUCGAUCGCAGUCUGCCUCUCGGUGGACUUUAAAGAGAAUGUAAUUGCCAAUCCGAUCAUAUAUCAGGCGCAAUAGCGCUCGUCGUCCGUACUCAGAUCGCGGGUGUCUACGAUCUAACUCGUCGUGAUUUAGGCGCGUUUAUCACUCGAUACAUCAAAUCAAAAUACAAUAGCCGAGCCCGUGGAAUUUCGGACGUUAUAUCACUAUCAACAAUGUACAGCAAGUACUCCUCCGGUAACGAAAUUAUGAACUUGUAAGAAAAAAAGGUCUAAGUAGUCUAAACCUAUACAUAAUAAGUACCGAGUUAAGAUAAUAUUUGUUCAAUUAGUCGUUACGCCCGGUACUUAGAUCGUCGUCUCGCUCGUAUCCCUCAUUUCACAUUUGAGUAGAAAACAUGGCUCGCUGCGCGUGUGAAUUGUAAAUUACGAUUUAUGAUUGUCGAAAACACGCGUAGUCCGCGCUAUAUACAAACGCGUUUGGAAUCAGUUCGUUGCUAUAAGAACGCACAAUAAAUAUUACGCGAACGUCGCGAUGCGAAUUAAUUUUUCAAAAUCGCACGAUAUCGUAUUAUAAUAUUUUAUAGCACGCUCUCCUUGUUCCUUCAACGAGUUUGUUCUAUUUCCUCAACGGCGAUCGGAACACCGGCACAACAAUCGGAGCCACUGUCCCGGCAUAGUGCCGAGACAAGUGCACCGUAACGUGUGCGCCGACGCGUCGCGGUACAGACCGGAAGUGCGAUGACUUACCAGACGUUUUUGAUAACAGCCCGCGGCCAGGUAAUGGUGGCACUCAUGGUCGGCGUCUACCUGGUCACGGCUACCCGGAGCCACUCCAAUCAGAUGGUGAUUAGCGCCACCGGAAAUCGCGACACGUAUUCCGCGAUGAACGUCGUCUACCAAGUGGCGUAUUUGUUCGUCCAGCUGCCGACCGGGCUGUUCGCGGACCGCUUGAACCCGGUAACCUCGCUGGCCGUCAUCUUGGCCGGGCUGGCCGCCACGUCGGCCGUCUCGCCGUUCGCGCUGAUCGGCCUCUCGUCGUGGUCGUGGACACCGUGGUCGUCGGCCAUCCCCGUGCUGGUGACCGGCGCCGUGUACGCCGUCAACGGCGCGCUGGCCGGUUCGUGGUGGCCGUUCAUGAACGUCAUGCUGUCCAACUGGGCGCCGCCCGACGAACUGGCGUACAUGUACUCCGCCAUCAGUACGGGCGUACCCGGCGGCAUAGUGGCCGGAAACUUGUUCACCGGCUUCUUUUACUCCUUGCACGGUUGCGAUUUCGGUUACAGCUUUUUCAUCAUGUCCGGAUUCUGCGUGGCGUGGAGCAUCGCCUGGUUCUUGACGUGCCACCAUCAUCCGGCCGACGACCCGGGCGUCCGGCCAUCCGAGCUCGAACGCUUGACCACCAGCCUCCAACCCAAGGCCCGGCUGCCGGUGCCGUGGACGAAAAUCGCCACUUCGCUUCCCGUGUUGUCGGUAAUGGUGGCCAAUUUCGGUUCGACCGUGUUCUACACAGUUCUCAUCGUGUACAUGCCCGUGUACCUCAAGUACACGAUGCAAGUGGACAUCGUGGAAAACGGUCUCAUGUCCACGUUGCCGUCGCUCGGCCAGAUAGCCGUCAUGUACACGGCCGGCAGGUGCGCGUCGUUGAUCCAGGCCAAAGACUGGAUGAACGUCUCGACCAUCAGAAAGGUUUUCAGUUGUAUCGGCAUGGCGGCGCCAGCAGUCCUUGUUUCGGUCGCGACGGUCAUACCGAAUACCUUUAUCUUCUACAGUCUUCUAGUAAUAUCGUACAGUGUCUCCGGUUCGGUGUUCUCCGGUUUCCGGAUCAAUCAGAUGGAAAUAGCUCCGAAUUUCGUGGCCGUGAUCACGGCCAUUUGUGAUGUUUUCGGCAGUCUCGCCAUGAACGUAACUCACAUAGCUUUCAUGGUGACCUUCGGACAAUCUACCGAUCAGGUGGCAUGGAACGAAGUCUGUUGGUGCCUGAGCGCAAUACUCAUUAUAUGUCUUGUCCCGUUCGUCUUGUUCGGAAAUAGUAAAAUACAACCGUGGAAUACAUCCAAAACAUCAGCAAUAAACGAACCGAUUGCAAUUUAAUGUCAUGUGUAGUGAUAGUAACAAUGUAUCGAUAUAUAUAUAUCCUCAAUUAUUAUAUUGAUAAUACUUUUCCAUCACGUUAUAUUUUUAAUUAAUGCAAUUCGAUGUUAAACAAAAAGAAAUAUUAUUAAUUAUACUUUUUAAUAACCACUAACAGAAAAUCAGGCCGUUUCAUUUGCACCACACUCAACGUCUCCACGCCGAUAUUGGUGCAGGUAUACGUGAGUACGUGACCGCUUCCCAACAAUUGUAACAUAAAAUAAUAUAGUAUUAGACUUGGCUAUUGGCAACAUCUAUUAUUUAGUUAUUUUAUUUUUUGACACUUUUUCCUGUUGGCUGUUCUAAUGUUCUAUAAUAG